AUAUUCCAUUGUCCAUUGUCCAUAGUCCAUAGUCCAUAGUAUACAGUAUCGAUCUACAGUGUAAUUACAGUUGUAAUGGAUAAGGUAUAUCAAGUUAUCAACAGUACAUGCAGUCAAAGAUAGUAUAGACUAUCUCAGUAUACUUUGUAGGUGGGGCUAUUAAAUUUAAAUUAACUUAAUAACUCUAUUAUCUAUGCAAUAAUGGAGGCUAAGUAUCGCUUCUCCAUUGACAGAGGAGGUACAUUCACUGACGUGUUUGGAGAGACCCCUGAUGGAAGGGUUGUAGUACUAAAACUAUUAUCAGAAGAUCCACUCAACUAUCCUGAUGCCCCAAGAGAAGCUAUUAGACGGAUACUGACUUCAGAAUUAGGUCCUGAAUCAGUAGAAGAAGAUGGACUGAUAGAUUCUAAGUAUAUAGAAUGGAUUAGGAUGGGGACAACUGUAGCUACCAAUGCACUGCUGGAGAGGAAAGGAGAGAGGUGUGCUCUUGUCAUUAAUCAAGGAUUCAAAGACCUACUGUACAUUGGCAAUCAAUCCAGACCUGAUCUCUUUGACCUGUCUGUCUCAAUGCCUCAAGUUAUAUAUGAUAAAGUGGUUGAAGUGAAAGAAAGGGUUUGUUUGGUGAGAAAUGAUUGUCACAUGAACCUACAGUGCACUGUAGUUACUGGGUCUACUGGAGAAAAAGUACAUGUGUGGGAAGAUAUAGAUAAGGACCAGUUAGUGAAGGACUUACAAUAUCUGCUAGAAGAGGGGAUUAAUAGUUUAGCUGUGGUACUCCUUCAUUCCUAUACUUAUCAGGAACAUGAGAAGCAGAUUGGAUCAUUAGCUAAGGAAAUGGGUUUCACUCACGUCUCAUUGUCUUCUGAUGUUAUGCCAAUGGUUAAAAUUGUACCACGUGGCUAUACAGCUUGUGCCGAUGCUUACCUGACUCCAUGCAUUAAGAGAUAUGUGAACGGGUUUUGUUCUGGUUUUAAGGAUCCUAAUGAUCUUAAGAUAUUGUUCAUGCAGAGUGAUGGUGGCCUUACUUCAAUGGAUAGUUUUAUUGGAUCAAGAGCAAUAUUGUCUGGCCCUGCAGGAGGUGUGGUAGGCUAUGGUCAAACUACAAGUCUAUUUGGUAAACCAGUGAUUGGUUUUGACAUGGGCGGCACUUCUACCGAUGUUUCAAGAUAUGAUAAUAAUUAUGAACAUGUCUUUGAAACUACUGUUGCUGGAAUUACAAUACAAGCACCUCAAUUGGAUAUCAACACUGUUGCAGCUGGAGGCGGCAGUAGGUUAUUCUUUAGAUCUGGUUUGUUUGUGGUUGGACCCGAAUCAGCAGGUGCUAAUCCUGGUCCUGCUUGCUAUGGAAAAGGUGGCCCCCUCACUAUAACAGAUGCUAAUCUUGUCUUAGGGAGACUUAUACCAGAAUAUUUUCCGUCAAUAUUUGGCCCCAACGAAGACCAGUGUCUCAUGUUGGACAGGUCCCUCUCUUUAAUGGCGGAACUAACUGAAACUAUUAAUUUAUUUUUGCUGGAGACUGACCCUCACCGUAAACCAUUGUCCACUCAAGAGGUAGCCAUGGGUUUCAUUGCAGUUGCUAAUGAGUCAAUGUCCAGACCAAUAAGAGCUCUUACUCAGGGUAAAGGCUACAAUACAUCUGAGCAUGUCUUGGCUUGUUUUGGUGGGGCUGGGGGCCAGCAUGCUUGUUCCAUUGCCAACAGUCUUGGAAUGAAGAAUGUAUUUAUACACAAGUAUGCUGGUAUAUUGAGUGCUUAUGGUUUAGCAUUAGCUGAUGUGGUACAUGAGUGUAUUGAAUCCUGUGCUCUUGUUUAUGAUGAAUCUAAUUUCAAUUACAUUGAUCAAAGGAUUGACGUGUUGGUGAAAGAAGGUGUGGCUCAUCUCAUAUCUCAAGGGUUUCCCCCAGAGAGUAUUCAGACCACACCCUUUUUACACCUUCGCUACGAUAAAACAGACUGUGCUCUAAUGUGUACUCCUGCAAUUAAUCAGGGAGGUGUGGCCUGUCGUCAUGGUGAUUUUUUAACAACUUUUACCGAAAGAUACAAGACUGAGUUUGGUUUUAUCAUUCCUUCUCGGCCUGUCGUUGUUGAUGAUAUUCGUGUACGUGCUGUUGCUAAGGGACUGUCUCACUCUCCUAAACUCCUCCCCCUAGCAACAGAAGACCCGAAUCCUGUUACAUUUAAAGAUUGUUAUUUUGCUACCAAAGGUUAUGUAAAUACUCCUGUAUAUUUAUUACACAAUUUGACUAAUGGCCAUAAGAUAAAAGGUCCUGCCAUUAUCAUUGAUAAGUUAAGUACAAUACUAGUGGAGACUAACUGCUUAGCUGGUAUCACUGAGUUUGGUGAUAUCAAUAUGAGCAUAGGCAGGCAGGAGCAGUCCUCCAUUGGAUCGGAACUGGACAUGAUUCAAUUGUCAAUAUUUUCCCAUCGAUUCAUGAGUAUUGCUGAACAAAUGGGACGUGUAUUGCAGAGGACAUCAAUAUCUACUAAUAUUAAAGAGAGGUUAGAUUUCUCUUGUGCUUUGUUUGGGCCCGAUGGUGGUUUGGUUGCUAAUGCUCCUCACAUUCCAGUCCACCUUGGAGCAAUGCAGGAAACUGUACAGUAUCAGUUGUGUCAUCAUAAACAAGAUUUAAGACAAGGGACUGUGUUACUGAGUAACCAUCCAACAGCAGGAGGGAGUCACUUACCAGAUCUCAAUGUUGUAACUCCAGUAUUUUAUCCAGGAGAAGAGAGUCCUGUGUUCUUUGUUGCUAACAGAGGACAUCAUGCUGACAUUGGAGGGAUCAGUCCAGGUUCAAUGCCUCCAAAUUCCACCCACAUUAAUGAGGAAGGCAUGGCAGUCAAAUCUUUCAAAUUAGUUGAAAACGGAAUAUUUCAAGAAGAAGGAGUAACAGAAUUAUUAAUGAGCCCCGCCCAGUUUCCGGGUUGUAGCGGUACACGUAAUCUCCAUGACAACCUUUCUGAUCUCAGAGCUCAAGUGGCAGCCAAUCAAAAAGGUAUAUCCUUAGUUAAGGAAUUGAUUGACUGUUACGGUUUAAAAGUUGUCCAAUCAUACAUGAAACAUAUACAGGAAAAUGCUGAAAUUGCUGUGAGAGAUAAAUUGAAAGAAAUUGCCAAAAAGGCACAAUGCAGUACAGGUAGUACUAGCUUGUCUGCAGUUGAGUUUAUGGAUGAUGGUUCCCCUGUUAGAGUCACCAUUAAUAUUAAUAAAGAUGAAGGAACUGCAUACUUUGAUUUCACAGGAACUGGUCCUCAGGUACCAGGUAACACUAAUGCACCAAGAGCUGUCACUUUUGCAGCAAUCCUCUACUCAUUGAGGUGUAUUGUGGGACACGAUAUACCACUGAACCAGGGUUGUUUAAAGCCAAUUACAGUUCACAUUCCUGAUGGAACUAUAUUGUCUCCUGAUGAUACCGCUGCUGUAAUAGGAGGUAAUGUCCUGACAUCUCAGAGAUUGUGUGAUGUUAUUUUAAAAGCAUUUUCUGCUUGUGCUGGAUCUCAAGGCUGUAUGAAUAAUACUACAUUUGGUGAUGAUACUUUUGGAUAUUAUGAAACAGUUGCAGGUGGAGCUGGGGCCGGGCCAGGCUGGAAUGGAAGGAGUGGCGUCCACACCCACAUGACAAAUACUAGAAUAACUGAUCCUGAAAUACUGGAAAGAAGAUAUCCAGUUAUUUUGAAGCAGUUUAGUUUGAAUCCCGGCACUGGGGGUAAGGGUCAGUAUUUUGGAGGUGAUGGCGUCAUACGAGAGACAAUGUUUCGUAAGCCAUUGACCGUCUGUGUACUGUCUGAGAGGAGGGUGUACCACCCUUAUGGUCUCCAUGGAGGAGAGGAUGGAAGCAAAGGAAAGAACACAUUGAUAAAGUCUGAUGGUGGCCAUAUUGACUUGGGGGGAAAGAAGGAAAUUGACGUCAAACAAUGGGAUGUACUGCGAUUGGAGACACCAGGAGGUGGUGGGUAUGGUUGUCAUGGUGAUGAGUCUCCACCCACUAAGAAACCUCGUGUGGUUGAUAAAGUAUUUCAUCCUUUAGGUAGCGUAUCAGAAUAUAAACAAAUACAAGAAUCUGCUUAACACUUUCUUGAUUAUUGUUUUGAAAUUUUGUAAAAUGCACCUGAUAUUCAGAAGACGUA
Molecule: messenger RNA, 4124 nt
Organism: Amphimedon queenslandica
Lineage: Eukaryota; Metazoa; Porifera; Demospongiae; Haplosclerida; Niphatidae
Product: 5-oxoprolinase
Exons: 32
Coding region: 202-4065 (1287 amino acids)
Biological process (GO): glutathione metabolic process
Cellular component (GO): cytosol
Molecular function (GO): 5-oxoprolinase (ATP-hydrolyzing) activity
Source: RefSeq, a predicted model, not a curated record